This is a messenger RNA of Cadophora gregata, 1189 nucleotides long. It is a transcript of the gene RAB6B, whose product is annotated as Ras- protein Rab-6B. Gene Ontology annotation, molecular function: GTP binding; GTPase activity. The transcript has 6 exons. Lineage: Eukaryota; Fungi; Ascomycota; Leotiomycetes; Helotiales; Ploettnerulaceae. The record is from RefSeq and is a predicted model, not a curated record. The coding region runs from base 300 to 926 and encodes 208 amino acids.
GGGAAGGUUGAAAAUAUUCUAAAAUUUAUCCGCACAAUCUUAUCUCCUUAGCCGCGUUAUUCGCCAAGACCUGGGACCCGGACGUUGACUCCCCGACCCGGACCCGACUUAACUCACUGACAACAGAGAGUUCCAAUGCUCUCCUUUCUUUCAACGGCUCACACGUCCAUAACUUUCAACAACAGUACCCACCCGGCUGAAAAUCACGAGUCCACGAAACCAAGGAUACAAUUCAAUCACUCCAAUAUAUCUGGGCUCCCAACCACAUCCCACGAAAUCGCCACCCAGACACAGACGACAUGGCACAAGCAGCCGGUUCAUACAACAACCCAUUGAAGAAAUUCAAACUGGUGUUUCUGGGCGAACAGAGUGUCGGGAAGACUUCUCUGAUCACACGAUUCAUGUACGAUUCAUUCGACAACAUGUAUCAGGCCACCAUUGGUAUCGAUUUCCUUUCAAAAACUAUGUACCUUGAGGAUCGGACAGUACGACUACAAUUAUGGGAUACAGCAGGACAGGAGCGGUUCCGGAGUCUGAUCCCAUCAUACAUCAGAGACUCCAGUGUGGCAGUGGUGGUUUACGACAUCUCAAAUGCUAAAUCGUUCCAAAACACACGGAAAUGGGUCGACGACGUGAGAGGCGAACGAGGAAACGACGUGAUUAUUGUGCUGGUAGGGAACAAGACAGAUUUGAACGACAAGCGCGAAGUUACCACUCAGCAGGGCGAGGAAGAGGCUAAGAAGAACAACUUGAUGUUUAUUGAAACGAGUGCAAAGGUCGGUCAUAAUGUUAAGAACUUAUUCAGGAGGAUCGCACAAGCUUUACCAGGCAUGGAUGGCGCAGAAGGUCCUACGGCAGCUGGUAACCAAAUGAUUGAUGUCAACAUCAACCCCACGCCGGCAAACCAAGAAGGGUGUGCCUGCUAAAUCGAUGAAAAGUUGGAGUCGACGGUGAUGCUCGAUGUCUAGACUAUCGCGCGAGGAGAAUGUUGGCUGUCCACCUGUUGGACUACAGGACCAAGCGAGUGGAAGCUGGAAGCAGUGCAGUGGUUAUUUUCACUCUUCUGUUUUAUAGUGAUCGUUUUCAGGGAUAUGAGCAUAGCGUUGUAUGGGUUGGAAGCAUUGUAUGAUACCGAAAGCGUCCUUUGUGGUUGUAAUCUAGUAAUACCGAAACUUUGUUUCUUUCUCUC